AAUCGAUCGGACGGUGAGAGUCAGGCCGCUGUUCUGUCGCCAUUGAGCCGAGCUAAUACCCUCCCAGCAUAUGGUCUAAAGUCUCUGCUAGCGAUCCGGAAAAACAAACAAACAAACAAAACAACAACAAAACAACAUCCUUACGCCUCGUCUCCCCGAUCACUGCGCCCCACCCCCACCGUCCACCUCGGCGCCCGCAAUCCUCCUUCCCAGGCUGGGAAAAGUGCGGCCCGGGACCCCCGCAGCCGGGGCGGGUGGGGGGAACCUGCCGUCGGGAGAUGCGGCGGCGGCCGCGCGGCUACGGCGACGCGGGAGCUCCGGGAGCCGCUCCGCGCAGAUGAGAAAACUGCAUUUGAGAGAAGUUGAGUGACUGGCCUGAACUUGCAGACUGAUAGUUCUGUCCCAGAGACAACAAGUAUGAAUACCACAGACAACGGUGUCAACUGUCUGUGUGCCAUAUGUGGGGACAGAGCAACAGGAAAGCACUAUGGCGCCUCCAGCUGUGAUGGGUGCAAGGGUUUCUUCAGACGCAGCAUCCGCAAGAGUCACGUUUAUUCCUGCAGGUUCAGUCGGCAAUGUGUUGUUGACAAAGACAAAAGGAAUCAAUGUAGAUACUGUCGAUUAAGAAAAUGCUUUAGAGCAGGAAUGAAAAAAGAAGCUGUACAAAAUGAACGUGAUAGAAUAAGCACCAGAAGAAGCACAUUUGAUGGCAGCAACAUCCCCUCCAUCAACACACUGGCACAAGCAGAAGUUCGGUCUCGCCAGAUUUCAGUCUCAAGCCCUGGUGCGAGUGCUGACAUAAAUGUUAAGAAAAUUGCCAGUAUUGGUGAUGUCUGUGAAUCCAUGAAACAGCAGCUCCUAGUCUUGGUGGAAUGGGCUAAAUAUAUUCCUGCCUUUUGUGAGUUACCACUGGACGAUCAGGUGGCACUGUUGAGAGCUCAUGCAGGGGAACAUUUACUACUUGGAGCUACAAAGAGAUCCAUGAUGUAUAAAGAUAUUUUGCUUUUGGGGAACAACUAUGUUAUUCACCGCAACAGCUGUGAAGUCGAGAUUAGCCGUGUGGCCAACCGGGUUCUAGAUGAGCUGGUCCGACCAUUUCAAGAAAUUCAGAUUGAUGAUAAUGAAUAUGCUUGUUUGAAGGCAAUUGUCUUUUUUGAUCCAGACGCAAAAGGGCUAAGUGACCCAGUGAAGAUUAAGAACAUGCGGUUCCAAGUGCAGUUGAGUUUGGAGGACUACAUCAACGACCGGCAGUAUGACUCCCGGGGCAGAUUUGGGGAGCUGCUUCUGCUCUUGCCCACGCUGCAGAGCAUCACGUGGCAAAUGAUUGAGCAAAUACAAUUUGUUAAACUUUUUGGAAUGGUUAAAAUUGACAACUUACUUCAGGAGAUGUUACUGGGUGGUGCUUCCACUGAGGCUAACCAUCUCCAUCAUCCAAUGCACCCACAUUUGUCUCAAGAUCCAUUAACUGGACAGACUGUACUUUUGGGUUCAAUGUCAACACUCGUGCAUACAGACCAGAUCUCAACUCCUGAAACCCCACUUCCUUCCCCACCUCAAGGCUCUGGACAAGAACCAUACAAAAUAGCCGCAAAUCAAGCUUCAGUCAUUUCACACCAGUCUCUUUCCAAACAAAAGCAAUUGUGAGAGUAUGUUUACUUCUGAAUGGCACUGCAUAAAUGUGAAAAGUUUGUUGGUCUUAAAAUAUCUCAGGAUAGCACUUUUGGCAGACUCUUGGCCAAGGCUUCUUCAUGGUGCUGUUAUAAAGACGGUAUCCUGUUUUCUUGUUUAUAUAUUCAUUUUGUUUGUUGUUGCUAUUGUUUAAAACCUUUAGAUGCAACCAAUGUAUCGCUGAGUUUCAAUGCGUUUGUAUAGUAUAAACCGGUACUGUGCCUGAACCAGUUGAAUCUCGUGUUCUACUUUCAUGUGUUGUCUUAUUAUUAAUUUAAAUCUGUAAAUAAUUGCUUUAUGGUGAUAUGAUGAAGAACUAAGUGUUCUUCUUUGAGAACAGUAGAUCAGAAAUCCCAGAUUAAUAUUAAAUGUGCCAAGUUCUUUUUUAAAAAUAAAUUUUAAACUUGCAGAUUCGAAAAUUAAAGUGGUUGCUGUAGAAUAGGGUAUAUUUCUUCGAAGAAUCACGUACAAGCAUCUUUUUGGCCCAUAGUUAAAUAUGCCUAUAAAAGAUUAGAAAAUUAUAAAUAGGCAUUCCAAAGAUGACUGGGUAUUCCUUGAAAUCUGCCUAUAUUUGAAGAUGCAUGUUAAAGCAAAAUGGUAGCUUUAUCAGUUAAGAUACAGGCUAAAUUGUAUUAAAGAAACCCUUAAAAAGAGGCUCAAGCAAGACAGGCAUUUAUUUCUCUCUCAGAAAACAAAUCUAGAAGUAGUCAUUCUUUGACUAGAACUUAGCACAUGCCCACAUCUGGUUCUCAGGGACACUGGGAGUGUAGUCUUUAGGCAGAAAGCCUAGUGCCAACAAAGCUGUCCAUCUCUGGGAUUCUGAUAUCAGGAGACAAAUUAGCCAUCUGUCACACACAUGUUGCCUCAUUUAGCCCUCCUGUAAAAAAGGUAUUAUUUAUCUUUUUCUUAUAAAUUAAGAAACCUUUAGCUUAGAGGAUUUAAAUAACAUAACCAAAGAUCAUUAAACCUAAAGAGGAGGAAAGCUGCACUCUAGCCCUGGUCUGAUGGGCUUUAAGGAGAAGAAAUCUGUGGUAUGAAAAUGUGAGCUUCUUACUGUGGUUUUUAAAUAAACGCAAUUGAGUGAUAAUUGGAUAUUAUCCAUUGUAUUACCUGUUAACACAUAUUUACAUAUAAAUGAGUGUAAAUUUGUUGCAACAUGAAUAAGAAACCACUUUUGUACCUUUAAUGAAUCUUCUAACUUUAAUGAGUCUUCUUCCUAAAAUGGAAAGAUUGUAAAAACUUUCGAACAAAGAAAAUAAAAUGUAUAGCAGGUAGAUCAUGAUGAAAGUACAGACAAAUUAAAAUCACUGACAGCAUAUUUUCAAAAAUCCAGUGGACUGAGGAAUAUAGUUCUUUGGAGCCCCAGAUUAUUUGAUAUUAUCUAAAGCUGGAGCUUAUUUUAAAACAAUUAACAGUCUGCCUCAAAAAAGUGAUGUCUCUCUUUCUCUCUCUCUCUAUCAAAUAAAUACAUACACACUGUAUUUGCUGAAGCAGACAAAAACUGGUUUAGUAAUUAUUAAUGAUAAAAAAAGGGUUCCCCAAGCUUCAAGAGGCUGAAUUAAAUGAUUUUCACAGAACUUUUCAAAAUUUCUAAGAUUAUGAUUUCAUAGCCCCCACUUACCCUGCAAAUAAAAAGCUUUUGGUAACUGUAACUUCUUAACUCUUAAAAUGGGAAAAUGAUUACUUAGAAGCUAGCAUUGAUUUAAUAGAAUCAAUAAAAUCCCUUUAACAGCUGGUACCUGGAAACUGUAAAAUAUAUCUUUGAGAGAGAGAACAGAAAAAAAAUUAACUCAUUUUUAAAAAGAUUUAUGCUAGUGUCUCUAGUUCACGAAUAAGAAUGCUUUUGAUAUUUUAAGAUGGAAAUACAUCUUGUAGUUUUCUGUUGUGCUCUUAGAAGAUACUAAAAAAAAAUCUUUAAAAUAUAAAACAUAUAAUUCAUUUUUAGUGACCCUUCUAACUUAUCUGCAUCUAUUUACUAAAACAGUCAUGUUUUAGAAAUUAUUGCUAGCAAAUUUGUUUUAAUAACCAUGGUCAGGGAAUGUGUAAUAUAAUAUUUUUGUAUACUUAACUGCCAAAAACUCUGGACAAAGAGUAACUGAAGUUUUCAGCAUAUCUUCAAUAUAUUGAUAAGGGAAGUUAUUGCUUUUAUAUAACACAAAGACACUUAUGUAACACUUUUUUUCAGGUAAUAAAAAAGAAUAAUUUAUUGUGAAAUAAUGAUUCAUUUUAUAAAUGUAAAAUUAUUUUUAUAAAUUUCAUUGUUUAAAAUCAAAAAUUGCUAGAUUUUUUUAUUGAUAAAUUAUAAUGAGAUUAAAAUAUUUCUAAGCUGUGAUACCACGUUGUUUCACUGAACUUUCUAAAUAAAAAUUGAGA
Molecule: messenger RNA, 4041 nt
Organism: Capra hircus (goat)
Lineage: Eukaryota; Metazoa; Chordata; Mammalia; Artiodactyla; Bovidae
Gene: HNF4G
Product: hepatocyte nuclear factor 4 gamma
Exons: 11
Coding region: 418-1644 (408 amino acids)
Biological process (GO): cell differentiation; anatomical structure development; regulation of transcription by RNA polymerase II
Cellular component (GO): nucleus
Molecular function (GO): nuclear steroid receptor activity; RNA polymerase II cis-regulatory region sequence-specific DNA binding; zinc ion binding
Source: RefSeq, a predicted model, not a curated record